This is a messenger RNA of Cynocephalus volans (Philippine flying lemur), 993 nucleotides long. Its product is annotated as olfactory receptor 5L1-like. Gene Ontology annotation, cellular component: membrane. Gene Ontology annotation, biological process: sensory perception of smell; G protein-coupled receptor signaling pathway. The record is from RefSeq and is a predicted model, not a curated record. The coding region runs from base 1 to 993 and encodes 330 amino acids. The transcript has a single exon. Gene Ontology annotation, molecular function: odorant binding; olfactory receptor activity; G protein-coupled receptor activity. NCBI's taxonomy places the organism in Eukaryota, Metazoa, Chordata, Mammalia, Dermoptera, Cynocephalidae.
AUGGGUGAGGAGAACUGCAGCACUGUGACAGAGUUCAUUCUACUCGGAUUAUCUGAUGACCCUGAGCUGAGAGUCUUCCUUUUCCUGCUGUUCCUUCUCAUCUACGGAGUCACAGUUUUGGUCAACCUGGGCAUGGUUGCACUGAUUCGAGUCAGCUCUCGACUCCACAGCCCCAUGUACUUUUUCCUCAGCCACUUGUCCUUUGUGGAUUUCUGCUAUUCCUCAACCAUUGUGCCAAAGAUGUUGGCUAAUAUGUUAAACAAGGACAAAGCCAUCUCCUUCCUGGGGUGCAUGGUGCAAUUCUACUUGUUUUGCACAUUUGCAGUCACUGAGGUCUUCCUGCUGGCUGUGAUGGCCUAUGACCGCUAUGUGGCCAUCUGUAACCCACUGCUGUACAUGGUCACCAUGUCCCAGAAGCUCUGUGUGGAGCUAGUUUCUGGCUGCUACCUCUGCGGAACAGUGUGUUCUCUGAUCCACUUGUGCUUGGCUCUUGAGAUACCCUCCUCUAAAUCGAAUGUUGUUAACCACUUCUUUUGUGAUCUACCACCUAUCUUUUCUCUUGCCUGCUCUGACGUGUUUAUUAAUGAACUCAUGGCAUUUAUUGUGCCCACUUUCAAUGAGAUCAUCACCAUCACGAUCAUCCUCAGCUCCUACUUGUUUAUUCUCAUCACCAUCCUGAGGAUGCGCUCGGCAGAGGGAAGGUGCAAAGCUUUUUCCACCUGUGCCUCCCACUUCACAGCUGUCGUUGUCUUCCAUGGAACAAUCCUUUUCACUUAUUGCCGACCCAGUUCAGGCGAUGGUGGGGAUGCUGACAAAGUGGCCACAGUGCUCUACACUGUAGUGAUUCCCAUGCUGAACCCCCUGAUCUAUAGCCUGAGGAACAAGGAUGUGAAAGAAGCUCUAAGAAAAGUAGUGAGGUUCAAAUUACCUUCUGAGGACCUAUUUUUUUUAGGUGGAUUCAGGGUUGCAAAAGGGGCCUCUAAAGGGUGUUGA